Molecule: messenger RNA, 1066 nt
Organism: Gastrolobium bilobum
Lineage: Eukaryota; Viridiplantae; Streptophyta; Magnoliopsida; Fabales; Fabaceae
Product: chromatin remodeling protein EBS-like
Exons: 5
Coding region: 153-806 (217 amino acids)
Molecular function (GO): chromatin binding
Source: RefSeq, a predicted model, not a curated record
UGUAACAAAAACUCAGGCGAAGCGUCAUAUUCACUCUCUCCUUCACAACAAAGGGUGGAUCGCACACACAUGCAAAUCCACACCCAUCUUCGGCUUAGGGUUCCUCUUUUCAAUAAUUCACAUUCCCGACAACACCCAUUUUUUUGUUUCGUAUGGUGAGAGGCAGAAGGGAAAGGGACAUGGACUCGUUCACCAUCAGUGGCACCGACAAGAUCGUAAAAGUUGGAGACUGUGUUCUGUUGAGGCCAUCAGAAGACUCGAAUUCACCCUACGUGGCGCUUGUGGAUAGCAUCUGGGAUGACAACAGAAACAACGUGAAUGUUAAGGUGAGAUGGUAUUAUAGGCCUGAAGAAUCAAUUGGGGGUCGAAGGCAGUUCCAUGGUGCCAAGGAACUGUUCCUAUCUGACCAUUAUGAUAUACAGAGUGCUCACACCAUUGAAGGAAAGUGUGUCGUUCACUCCUUUAAGGACUAUACUAGGCUGGAGAAUGUAGGUGCUGAGGAUUACUAUUGUAGAUUUGAGUACGCUGCUGCUACUGGGGCUUUCACACCUGACCGUGUUGCUGUGUAUUGCAAUUGCGAAAUGCCUUAUAAUCCGGAUGACCUCAUGAUGCAAUGUGAGGAGUGCACGGAUUGGUACCAUCCAGCUUGUGUUGGCAUGACUACAGAGGAAUCAAAGAAACUAGAACUUUUUAUUUGUGUUGAAUGCUUAACUUAUGCUGCUAUGAAGAAACCCCAAGCUACGUCUUCUGCAUCACCAGGACCUGACGUCAAGGCGGAGCGCAAGCGGCGGGAGAGACGACCAUAAUGCAAGAAUUGACUCAUGCUGAAUUUGGCUGCCUCUAUGGUGCGUUGUAUAGCUUCUUCUCGAGGCUAUAAACAUUUUAUGUAUUUGACUCAAGGCUAUGCAUGUAAGCGUUUUAGGUUUGUUAAAAGACAUUUAUCUGUUUACCGUUGUCCAUAAAGAGACAACACUGAUCCAAGUGUUUAUUCCUGAGAUGACAUCAAACCUUAAACACUGAAGUACAAAGCAAUUGUCACUUGAGUAUUUGGUGUUGAGAUUGAAUU